AUGGGAAGGUUUGCAGAUAACACUACAUUCCAGUCAAAUAUACCCGAAGCUGCUGAUAUUGCUGUUGCAAUAGUUUAUUCUAUAUUUGGAGUUUUCUCUUUGUUUGGAAACAGUAUGCUCCUGUAUGUCUCAUACAAAAAAAAGAAUUUGCUGAAGCCGGCAGAGUUUUUCAUCAUCAACCUUGCCAUCAGUGACCUUGGCAUGACUGUGACUUUAUAUCCUCUUGCUAUAACUUCCAGCAUAUCACACAGGUGGAUCUAUGGAAAAACGAUAUGCUUAAUCUAUGCAUUCUGUGGGGUAUUAUUUGGAAUAUGCAGUCUAUCCACACUAACCUUACUUAGCACUGUGUGCUGCAUGAAAGUGUGCUACCCCAUGUACGGGAAUAGAUUUAAUUGUGAUCAUGGACGUUUGCUAAUUGCCUGUGCCUGGGCCUAUGCAGUGGUAUUUGCUUGUUCACCUUUGGCCCACUGGGGUAAUUACGGGCCUGAACCAUACGGAACAGCUUGCUGCAUUGACUGGAAAGCCUCUAGCAUGGAGGCUGUAGCAAAGUCAUACACUGUGGCUCUUUUCAUAUUCUGUUUCCUCAUCCCUUGUGGAAUAAUUAUUACUUCUUACACUCAAAUAUUGAUAACUGUGAAAGAAUCCAGAAAAGCAGUGGAAAAGCACAUUUCUGCAGCAAGAAGAAUGGGCAAUGUCCAGACCAUCAUUGUUAAGCUCAGUGUUGCAGUUUGCAUUGGGUUCUUUGCAGCAUGGACUCCUUAUGCCGUGGUGGCCAUGUGGGCAGCUUUUGGUUGCAUGGACAACAUCCCUCCGAUAGCUUUUGCAGUGCCAGCUGUGUUUGCUAAAUCUUCCACGCUCUAUAAUCCACUCAUCUACCUACUGCUGAAGCCUAACUUCAGAAAAGUGGUCUGCAAGUAUUUUGGAAUGUUUCAGCACAUGUGUUUGAGGAACUGUUUAUGUGUAAAGAUUUUACAGAACUGUAACUACAGAACGGUCGUUGAGGUCAGUUUGAAGUCACUAAAAAGAAAAGACGGUUCAAGCACAAAUACUGUGCAAUCUGAACAUGGGUGUACACACUGUACAUGUGAAAAGUGCAAUGACCCCUUUGAAUGUUUUAAAAACUACCCAAAAAGCUGCCAAGAAAACACGAACACUCUGCAAUUCACUCUUCAGGAAACUACUUCACCAGCACCGAAACAGCAACCAAAAAUGAGACAAACUGCAAAGAAAUCUGUAAGAGUCAUCAUCCGAGGUCAAACAUGUUCAGAGCUUGACAGUUUGGAGAUAACUUUAGAAACAGUACCAGUACAUACAAUAGCUGUUAUGCCAUAA
Polyodon spathula (Mississippi paddlefish) is the source of this 1332-nucleotide messenger RNA. It is a transcript of the gene opn7a, whose product is annotated as opsin 7, group member a. Gene Ontology annotation, cellular component: membrane. Bases 1 to 1332 code for a protein of 443 amino acids. Gene Ontology annotation, biological process: G protein-coupled receptor signaling pathway; visual perception. The record is from RefSeq and is a predicted model, not a curated record. Gene Ontology annotation, molecular function: G protein-coupled receptor activity. Lineage: Eukaryota; Metazoa; Chordata; Actinopteri; Acipenseriformes; Polyodontidae. The transcript has 5 exons.